AUGGCGCCGCUUCCACGCACCGCCCCCACGCUGGGUUCGUUCGCCGAGCUACACCGUCGCUCGACUAGCUCGGCGCCCCAGUUCGGCUCGGGUGCUAAACCCGCUUCGGAAUUCAACAACAAAGGCUUUCUCGCGCUCUUCGCCCUCAUCGGCGCUGGCAUGGUCUUGGGCUCCAUCUGGUUCUUCUUCUGGGCCAAGAACGGUGGCUUCAGAUGGCGCGGAAAAGAUGACUGGGAUGACUACAAGAGCACCGUCCUGAGACGCAAGGGUCCUGAUGGCCGAACCCUCAGUAAUGCUACGAAGAGUACCAAGCUCGGCGGCGGAAGCGUCGUUCAUGGAGGCACUUACGGCGCUCCGACAUCCGUCGGCUACAGCGACACGACUUCCUCGGUCGACGAGAAAGACCAAGUACGUGCUGGCGAAGGCAUCCGCGGCGGAGGAGGCAGACGCCACAAGCGCCGCAAGGGAAACGAUCCUGAGCUUGCAGAGUACCGCCACGAGAAGGCCGCUCGCGUGGGAGGUAUCAAUCGCGCAAGCGAUGGCGCCUACUUCGAUUACUCCAACACUGAACCUUCUGAGAUCUCUGAGCGGCCACUUGUAGCGGAAAGCCCUAACAAUAAGAAGAAGGCCAAGAAGGAGGCUGAGCAGCGUGAGAAGGAACGCAAGCAUGCCGCCAAGGAGGCCGCCAAAAGAGAAAAGGAAGAGGCUGCCAAAGAGAAGAAGCGGGAAAAGGCUCUGGCGAAGGAGAAGAAGAAGGACAAGGGCAGGAAAGAACGGUCUCGUUCCCCCGUCAAGGCAGAGCCUGAGAGGGUUCAGACGCCUCCCCGCCGUUCUGCUCCCAGCAAUGCCUACUCCUUCACCCAAGGCGAUGACCGGACCGAGACUGCCACGAGCUAUACCGGCGGCUACACGGCCACCGAAAUAUACUCGGACGCCUACACCAAUCCUUCGAACCAGGACUCUUACUACUCCUCAUACCGCCCCCACGCUUCCACGAACCUGCCUCGCCCUCCGCCUGCUGCCCGCUCGUAUGAGUCGCCGCGUCAUUCGACCCGUGACUCGCCCCGGCAUUCGAACCGUGACUCGCCGCGUCACUCGAACCGCGACUCCCCCGGCCGCUCUCGUCAAUCCAGCCCCCGCAAGCACCACCGCUCGUCUCACUCCCACAGCCGUCACCAGAGCAGGUCCAGGCCCAACUCUCACAGUGACCUGUCUAGCGACACUGGAACCAAGGCCUACCCAUGCCACAUCCCCGGACUGAGUGCGCCGACGGUUGUGCCCGAGGAAAGCAUCAGCCAGGUGGGAAUGAACAGGCCGCGCAGAGGCCGCGAUGUGAUGGAUGGGUACAGAAGGAGCCGUGCGAGGGGAAGGAGGGACAGCCUGAGCGACUCUGACAAUGACUACUGA
This is a messenger RNA of Aplosporella prunicola CBS 121167, 1407 nucleotides long. RefSeq lists its product as uncharacterized. NCBI's taxonomy places the organism in Eukaryota, Fungi, Ascomycota, Dothideomycetes, Botryosphaeriales, Aplosporellaceae. The transcript has a single exon. The record is from RefSeq and is a predicted model, not a curated record. The coding region runs from base 1 to 1407 and encodes 468 amino acids.